Messenger RNA from Lactuca sativa (garden lettuce), 4133 nucleotides. Lineage: Eukaryota; Viridiplantae; Streptophyta; Magnoliopsida; Asterales; Asteraceae. The record is from RefSeq and is a predicted model, not a curated record.
UGUUGCCAAACGUUGAGUCUGAUACCAAAUAAGAGACAUUCAUCUAAAAGUUUAGAUCUCAGACAACCAAAAUCAGAAGCAGCGAAACUUAUAAUCCCAGCAGAUCAUAUACACUCUUGUAAUUCUCAACUUCCAUGGCCAUCCUCACCGAAUUAUCAGAAGAACAUGAAGCGGAAAUAACAUAUGAUGUUUUCCUGAGUUUCAGAGGGAAAGACACUCGUCUGGGUUUUAUGGAUCACCUCUACCAAGCUUUGGUGAAUGAAAACAUCUCUACCUUUCUUGAUGAGGAAGAGGUUGAAACUGGGGAAGAACUUAAACCAGAACUUGCAAGAGCUAUAAAAAGCUCCCGUGCUUCCAUAGUUGUGUUGUCUAAGAACUACGCAUCUUCAACAUGGUGUCUGGACGAGCUCGUGAUGAUCCUUGAGCAACGAAGGGUCUCUGACCAUAUUGUUCUGCCCAUUUUUUACAAUGUCGAGCCGGCACAUAUCAGGAAGCAAGAAAGCACUUUUGGAGAAGCCUUAUUUCAACAUAAAAAGAGAAUUGAGUCUGAAAAGGAUGUGGAGAAGAAAAUUCAAGGUGCUCAUCAGUUGAAGCUGUGGACGAAAGGACUUACAGAGAUUGUUGAUUUGAAAGGAAAAGAUGCAACUGGAAGAAGAGAGACGGAGGUCAUUGAAGAAGUCGUGAAAGAAAUUAGUACUAGACUGGAACUACACUUGCAAAGGAGAAUGAGAAUCCCACACCUAAUUGGGAUGGACGAUUCUAUUAAUACCAUCAGCUCCUGGUUAAAAAGAGGAUCUUCCGAAGCUGCUGAAAUUCUCACAAUUUGGGGAAUGCCUGGGAUCGGGAAAACAACAUUGGCAAAACAUAUGUAUAUGUUGCACUGCCAUGAAUUUGAAACAAGUAGCUUUGUUGAAGCCAUUGGAGAACGAUGCGCACAACAGACAUGUUCACAACUAGAUUUGCAAAAACAGCUUCUUGGAGACAUUCUCAAGAAAAGAAAUAUUGAAGAAAAUAAUGCAGAUUGGUGCACAUCUAAGGUUGAAAAGGCAUUAUCUAGGAAAAAGACACUUUUGGUUCUUGAUGAUGUAGAUAACUUUGAGCAACUGGAUGUGUUGAUUGGAACAAAAGGUUUUCAUCCAGGAAGCAAGAUUAUAAUAACAACCAAAGAUGGGUCCCUAACAGAAAAGUGUUCAUUGUUUUGUAUGAAAUUUCCUCCAGAACAUACAAAGCAUGCACUUCAUGGCUUAAGUGACACUGCAUCCACGAGACUUUUAUGUUGGCAUGCGUUUGGAAACAUUGAUCCCAAGAAAGGUUAUGAGAAAGAAGCAGAACACGUUGUCAAGUAUUGUGGAGGACAUCCAUUGGCUCUUAAAAUUUUGGGUAGUUCAUUAAUUAAUGAAGAUGCAGCCGCAUGGAGUGCUGUCCUUGAAAUGUUGGAGUCAAAAGGAUAUUUAAUUGAUGUACAAGAGGUUCUGCAAAUUAGCUUUGAUUCUUUAUCAGGGGACUGCAAAGAACUUUUUAAGCACAUUGCUUGCUUUUUUGUUGGAAAAGAAAGAGAAGUUACAGAAACAAUAUUAAAGGAAUGCGGGUUUCAAGCAUCAUAUGGGAUCACUGAGCUCAUUGAUAGGUGUUUUCUCGCAAUUGGAGAUGAUAAUGAGUUGACAAUGCAUCAGUUGCUUCAAGAGAUGGGGAGAGAUUUAGUCCGCAAAGAAUCACCUGAUAAGCCAUGGAAGCGUAGUCGUGUAUGGAAACAUGAGGAGUCCCUCAAUUUGUUAAAAAAUGACAAGGGUACCCAAAGAAUUCAAGGUCUUAUCCUUGACAUGAAUUUAUUCAGGGAAGAGACAUUACAUAGAUCAAUAAGUAGUGUGACAGAGCAUAACAUCCAAAAUGAUGUGAACAAGAGUUAUAGAGCUGCUCAACCAAUGCAGAUGGUCUAUGAGUUCUUUUUAAUAAUGUGGUUGUUUUUUGCUCGGCUUCUCCUAAUGCUUUCAUCUUCUCAUUGCAAAAAAGUGGAAUUGAGAGCAGAUGCAUUAAGAAAGAUGGAUAAGCUAAAGCUGCUCCAACUCAAUAAUGUAAAAAUCGAAGGAUCUUACAAGAAUUUUCCAAAAGGUUUAAGGUGGUUGUGCAUGCGUGGAUUCCAUUCAAAAUUCAUACCUUCAGACUUACCAAUGAAAAAUUUGGUUUCUCUUGACAUGUCUUACAGUAAUUUGACACAGCUUUGGAAGAAGCCAAAGGUUCUUGGGUCAUUGAAGAUUCUUAAUCUGAGUUAUUGCAAGCUUGUUAGAGUUGAAGGCUUCUCUGGGUUACCUGCACUUGAGAGGUUGUUUCUUAAAAACUGUAAAAGCUUGGUUCAUGUGUGUGAGUCAAUUGGUGGAUGCAAUAGCCUUGUUAUUGUUGACCUGAGCUACUGCAGUAAGCUUAGUAAUGUUCCAGUUAGCAUUAGCAAGUUAAAGAAUGUUAGAAGCCUAUCAUUAGAUGGUUGCUUAGGUGCUAGUGAAUUUCUAAUGCGGAUGAAGGAUAUGGAGUCAUAUGCAUUUUCCUCUUCUGUAGGAGAAUUUUUAUCGAAAAGUCCAAAAUCAUUUUUGCUACCUUCACUAGUAACCUUGUCACUUAAGGGAAAUAAUUUAUCUAAUGAGUCCUUUCCAAACGACUUCAGUAGCAUGUCAAUGUUGAAGAGAUUAUAUCUAAAUAAGAAUCCAAUUGAGUCCCUGCCUGAUUGUGUGAGAAGCCUUAGCAGGGUUGAGGUACUCGAUGUUGGAGAAUGUUGGAUGUUGAAGUCGGUAUUGUGCCCUCCACGUACAAUCAAAUAUCUGUCUGCUAAAUUUUGUUCGUCACUUAUUAAAAUAACAUUCCCUCAAGAAAUGUCGGCCCUACCAGAUGUGUAUUACCGAAAUUCGGAGUCAUUGACCGAAAUUAAAGGCAUAUUAAAAAUUGAAGCAAUAGCACAAACUGAUGAGCAGAUAUUAUGUCGCUUGGGGUGGACAAAUAUACGACAUGUAAAAGAUCACCAGGUCUGGAUAUGGGAUUUAUUCAUAUCGUCUCGUCCAAAGAAUCUCCCAAUCCAGAUGUUAUACGAAUUUGGAAUAUUUAGCACAUGUUUUCCUGGGAAAGCAGUUCCAGAUUGGGUACCUCAUAAAAGCAGCGGUUCAUCAAUAUCAUUUACCAUGCCAUCGUCUUCAAUGAAUAAAAAGAUAGAAGGAAUAAAUAUAAGCUUUGUGCAUACAUUUUCGGGAACUGGAAUGGUAAGUUCUUUAAGAACAAAAGUACAGAACGUGACAAAAAAUCGCACCUGGAUAUAUUAUGGUUAUAUAUUUGCUGUCCGAGAAGGUGAUGAAGAUAUAGUAUGGUUAAGCCAUUGGAUGUUUGGGGACAAUGAGAUUGAAAAUGGCGAUGAAGUUAGUGUCACCAUAGUAGAGGAAGAGGAAGAUGGUGGUGUAAUGGUAAGAGAGUGUGCCGUCAAUCCUGUGUACAAAGAUAGAGACAAUGAAAAAGAUCCUUUAAGUUAUUACAAGUCGUGGAAACAUAUCAUUGGUGGAGACCUGUCUGCUUUUCAGUUAACCUCAGGAGAUUACUUCCUAAACCAUGAUCGUUUUUUUAAUCCUCCCCAUAGAUUUGAAGACCUCUUUGAACAUAAAACAACUCAGAAUUUACUUGGCUAUACUCCCCAAUUUAAAGUCCAAAAGACAUGCUUGGGAGUGAAAGGGAACAAGGGGAAGCAGUUAGAGACCAAAGAAUGUAGAUUGAGGGACAAAAGCUUUCCUACUCGGCGAGUACACGAGCCUACUCGGCGAGUCCAUUGGAAUAUUCCAAAAGAUAAGCUAAGACUCCUGAUUUAAGGCGGAUAAUUACGAACCUACUCGGCGAGUUGGAUCUGCUACUCGUCGAGUACACCCUGUUUUGAGAUAGCUAUAAAAAUUGAGCCUUUAUCCGAUGGGACUACUUUUCUGGCGAUUUUGGAAGAUCCAUCUGCGAUUGAGAACCCUGGAAGGCGCUGAGGAACUCUAAUAUUCAAUCUCUUGAAGAAUCCAAGCAACUAGGUUAAUCAUUCCACUUAGCUUUAGGAAUUGAAUAUGUUUAAUCUAGUUAAACUUGUUUUGGUGUUUGUUUUUACUGCAACUAUGAGCUAAAUACGU